Messenger RNA from Adineta steineri, 4131 nucleotides. Lineage: Eukaryota; Metazoa; Rotifera; Eurotatoria; Adinetida; Adinetidae. The record is from the annotation of a GenBank genome assembly.
AUGUGGUGUAAAGUCGGUUGUAUGAGUGAACGAGACGAUUUUGCCGAAUUAGUCGGCAAUGCUCGCAAUGUAACUAAAUGUUCAUCGUUUUAUUUUAAUGGUCGUAUUCGCUAUGGAACCAAAGGUGAAAAAGUUGAAGAAAGACUUCUGUGUAUGGAUGCCGUUCGAGUUUACAUCGGUUCAAUUAAAACUCCUGUUAAAAUUGAAUCACAAUUUAAUAUUCUUUCAAUUAAAUUAAUCGAUUGUAUAUCUGAUUCUCAUAUUUUAAUCGAAACAGAUGAAAAACAAACUCAUACUUUAUAUGGUCUUCAUGAUAAAUCAUCAUUACAACCAUUUCUUAUUGUACUUAUUCGAAAUUUACAUGCGAUUUUUCCUCAUAAACUACAAGCAAUUGUGGAAAUUCGACCUGAGAAUGAAUAUGAGAAAUUAUUACGUUUAUCAAAUGAAUAUUGUCAAGAUAUAAAUAUAAUGUCUAGUGAAUUACGUCCUUGUGGAGGUUUUUCUUUACGUUAUGAAUGUGCUUGUGAUUUUUAUCAGACACCAUGCAAUAAAGCAGUGUAUAAUCUUGUUGAUACAGUAUUUGCACAUCGAAUAUCACAUGAAUUUACAUUUCGAGAAUUUGAAUCACUCUCUCAAAAAGACUGGUUACCUAUUAUUUGUGCUUUACGUUAUAAUGAUUGGUUUACAAAAAUAACAAUCGAAAAUACAAAACUAACAUCCGAAAAUAUUGAUGAACUUUGUACAGUCAUUCGUUUAUCUAAAACAAUACGAGAUUUACGUUUAGUCAAUUGUGGUCUUAGACAUGAUUUUUGUACCCGUUUUACUCACGCAUUAUCUAUUAGUCAUAUCGAAACUAUUGAUUUAUCGCAUAAUACACUUGAAGAUAAAGGUUUAAUCGCAUUAAGUUCAUCAUUGCAACAAUGUAAAUCACCAAUUACAUCUAUAAAUUUACAAUCAUGUUCACUAACACAUAAAAGUUUACAUGUAUUUAAUGCAGCAUUAAUAAAUAAUACUAAUUUAUUAAAAAAUCUUAAGUGUCUUAAUCUAUCAGGAAAUCGUAUAAAAGAAGAAAAUUGUAUAACAAUUUUAUUUCAAAAUAAUGAAAAUAUAUUAGAAGAAUUACAUUUAAGUGAUAUUGAAUUUAGUCUUGAAUCGUUUUUCCAUUCGUUAGCAACAACAUCAUGUAAACUUCGUCGAUUAUUUAUAACAUCGAUUAAAUCUUUAAUUUUACCAACAACAACUGGUGGUGUAAGAUUAUUUUUUACUAAUAAUCAAACAUUAGAAAUUCUCCAAAUAUCAAAUGCAAAUUUAUCGAUUGAUUUUCUUAAAGAAUUAUGUGAUGGACUUCAUUCAAAUGUUUUUCUAAAUAAACUUGAUUUACGUCUUUCGGGUAAUCCACUUGAAACAUUUAUUCAUGAAUAUGCACCAAGAUUUGCAACAAUUCCAAGUUUAACAUCAUUGGAUAUUAGUGGAUGCGAUGUGGACAACGAAAUUUCAUUUCUAUUAGGCGAAUUAAAGAAAAAUCGAAAAUUGAAAUCACUUUAUCUUGGAAGAAAUUUUUAUAAUAUAAAACACAAGAAUAUGCAGCGAACAAUUAGUGCAAUGAAAGAUCUUGUCUUAGACAGUGAUCUUGAAUGUUUAUCAAUAGCGGACUCAAAAUUGAAAGAAAAUACAAUAGAUUUUCUUCUAGCUUUAACAAAUAAUGCAUCGCUUAAAAUACUUGAUAUUCGAGGAAAUUUAAUGGGUGAUACAGGUGCUCGUGUAAUAACACAUAUAUUACAAAUGAAUUCUCAUUUACAUACAAUAUAUUUCGAUCGAAAUCUUCUUUCUUUAAACAGUUUCGAAGAUAUUGUUAAUGCAAUGGAAGAAAAUCAUACCAUCCAAUAUUUUCAUAUACCAAUAACGGAUAUAAUUCUAAUGAAAACAACUGAAAAAGAACGAAUGGAAAAAGUACAAAUAUUAAUGAAUAAACUUGAUUUAAUUUGUACAAGAAAUCAACAACAAAAAAAUGAUUUAAUUCCUCCUGAUUCUUUACUUCUAACAACUGCAGCUAAUUUAACUCGAGAAAUAAAUUCAUCAUGGGAGAAUCAACAACAAUUAAUUGGAAAUCAAGCAUCACUUGAUUAUAUCUCAUCAUGUUCAAAUAGAAUAAACAAUAAUAAUACUCCAACAACAAAUAAUAGUGAUUUAAAUUCAAUUUUAUUACGAACAAUUAAUAUACCAAAAAUUUCAUCUCAAUUAUAUCAGUCAUAUAUUGACGAAGAAGAACAAUUGAAAGAUGAAUGGAAUGAAAUGUGUCAAAUAUUUAAACAAAAAUUUAUUGAAAAAAACGAACGUUUAUCAAGAAAAUUUUAUCAACUAUUCAAAGAACAAACAACAAUCAAUUAUGAUGAUAAACUUCAAGAACAAGUUCGAAUAUUUUUCGCUAAUUCAAAUGAUAAUAUAGAUCAAUUAUUAAAUAAAGAAAUACCAAAUAGAUUCAUAGCAUAUUCACGGCAAUGUUAUAUUGAUGUAGCAACAUGUUUACAAAAACGAGCAUAUGAUACAACAAGUGAUACAGUUUUAGAUAUGCAAAAACAAUUAGAAAAGCGUAUGUUCCCUUCAAAUAAUGCUCAACAAGGAUCAAUGCUAGCAGAUGGACAACUACAUACAUCACCAUCUACUCUUGAUCGUUCUUUAAAUCGUAAUCGACAAAUAAAAAAUGCUGAUUCCAAUGAAAGUGUUACAGAUCCUUCACCAAAAUCAACUCGAUCUUUGGCUCGUAAUAUAAAUGAGAAAGAUAAUCGUUUAACAACAUCUACGCAAAAUAAUAAAGGUCCAACUCCUGCUUCACCUAAACCAUUAGCUUCUGAUUGGCGUAAAUCUCUCCUAGUUAAUACUAAUGAUCAAGAACCUAUGUCAUCUAUAAUUGAUCCAAUCUAUGGCAAUGUACAUGUUUCACAGCAAAUUAAAACAAAAGAAUUAUCAAUUGAAGAUGAAGGUGAUCUUAUUGAACAUGAUCUACUUGAUUUAGUUGAACAAGAACAACAGAAAGAACAACAAAAAGAUAUACCACCUGCAUUACCUGCUAAAAAACGAACUGUAACUUCAACUUCGCUUACUCCAGUACAAGAUAAUAAUUUUGAUGUUGACAUUGAACCACCUGUGAAAUUAGUUCAUCUAGGUAAGGAUCGUCCUCGUCGUAGUAAUGUUCGACGACCAGUGAAACGAUCAACGAAUGGUAUUACACAUGAUAAUAGUUCAUCUGAUGGUGGUCUUUUAACCGAUGAUAAUGAUGAUAAUAGUAUUGGAGAUAUACAUCUUCAAGCAUCAAGUGAACCCCAAAUAAAUCCAUCUAUUGAUUCACAGAUAACAGAAUCAGCAACACCAGCAAUUACAAAAUUUCUUAAAUCAGCAUUAAAACCAUCGAAAACAACAAAUGAUGAAUCAAUUGUAAUAACAAAUAAAAAUCUUCAACAUAUACCAAUACCUCAACCUCGUCCAUCAGCAAUUAAUUCUAUGUCAAAAUCAAUGACUCUAGCAAAUAAUGAUUCACCACAAAUAUUUAAUUCAGAUUCAUCAAAUGGAUCAUCCCACACAAAACCUUCGAUGUCAACAAGUUUAUAUUCAUCGUUAUUACCAUCAAAUACUCUUGAACACAAGAAUAUAACCAAUUCUGUAGAAUCAAUUUCAUCAUCAUCAAUACCACCAGUAUUAGCUCGAACAGGCAAAGUAACAGGUGGUACUCGAGUACUUCCCAUUCUUGAUCCAAAUACCGACGCACCACCAAUUAAAUUAAGACAUUACCAUGCGGAGAAAAAAGUUCCUCAUGGAGUUAAUUCACCCUCAAUAGAAACUACUACUACAACUACUACUGCAACUACAUCAGAUACUGUUAAUAAUAGUACUGUUGACGUACCUGCUACUGCUUCUUCUCCAUCAACACCUCAUACUGACGAUCAAAAUGAACAGUAUAAACGGUUAUCCGUGAAAGAGCGAGCACGUAUGUUAACAACAACACUUCCUGUAAUGACACCUGUUGAUAAAAAAGUACUAACAUCAACAAAUACUACAACAAUAUCAUCACAACCUCCGCCUUAUACACCUCGUACGUAUCGUCGAAUAAUUGAACAAGUCAAUCUAUUCUGUUGA